Molecule: messenger RNA, 1137 nt
Organism: Camarhynchus parvulus
Lineage: Eukaryota; Metazoa; Chordata; Aves; Passeriformes; Thraupidae
Gene: MUC13
Product: mucin 13, cell surface associated
Exons: 11
Coding region: 22-1098 (358 amino acids)
Source: RefSeq, a predicted model, not a curated record
GGAACAGAUCCAACAACAGAGAUGCCAACUUCAGCACCUACAGUGGACUUUUGCCAUGGAGAUCCUUGUGGAAGAAGUUCAGCUACAUGUAUUUCCUUACAAAGCAAUUAUACCUGUGUGUGCGAAUAUGGAUACUACUACAGCAACAAGAAUUGUUACAAAGGGGAAGUAUUCCCAGCCACCAUUGCAGUGAACAUGCCUUACAGCAAAAAUCUUGAAAUUGUGAAUUCCACAGAGUAUCAAGAACUGUCCAACAAUGUGUCAGCAUUUUUUAAGAAGGCCUUCAAAGAUCUACCAGGCUAUGAAGAAACUGUCAUCAUGAAAAUUCAACCACUAAGUGAAAACAGAAAUUCUGAUUCAGGACUGAAUAUAACAGUGACAAACCUGUUCAAAGAGAACUCCAAUCAAAGUGCAGCUGCAGUUAGCGCUGCAGUAGAAGCUGUAACCAAGAAUGACACGUCCUUUGUCAAGGCUUAUGAGGCGGCAAAACAUUGUGAUGUUUAUGAAUGUGAUCUUAAGACCACAGUGUGUGAAGAGGACCAGUUUCCACAAUGCAAAUGCAAACCUGAUUUAGAAAAGACAAAAUGGGAUGAUCGUUCUUGUUCAGUUUGCAGUGCAAACUGCUCUGCAGCAAAAUACAAGUACUGUGUACAAGAAGAGGGUCCAAAAUGCAAAUGUAUGAUUAACUUUAAAAAGGAGGACGAAGAAUGCGUGCCCUGUCCAGUGGGCUACUCUGGGGAGAACUGCAGUGACAACAGUGAGCUCAUCCUUAUAAUAGUGGGCACAGUGUUUGGAGCCAUUAUCCUGUGUUUAGUGAUAGCAGUCUCUGUUAUUUCAGUCAGAGCAAAGCACAAACAAAAUCCAGAGAAGAGGAGCCUGAUCAGGUCAGGGUAUUCUGACAGGACCACCUCUGAUGACAGACCAAGCAUGUUCCCCAGGGUCCAGACCACCUCUGGCCAUGCAAACCCAGGAUAUCAGCCCAACAACCCCUACGAGAUGCGUUCCAGAAACAGAGAUCAUUUUCCAGAGAGGGAUUAUGAUGAUUUGUAUGAAAUAUCACGGGAGCCCACAGGCUUUAGGACACAGAGCAGAUAUUGAGUGACCAGAGCAGUAGAAGGAUGGAUGAGCACCACAGCC